AUGGCUUUCAUCCCUCCCACUUCAUUAGAUUUUUCUAACGAUAAUGAAAAAUUAGACUUCGAAUCGGUACGUGCACUUGUUACCCUUAUCAAGCAGCACAUAGAUUCCCUCUUUGAAGACACUCAAACCUGGAAAUCUUUAAAAUCAAAAUGCACUUCCAAGCUCAAGAUUCAAACACAAGAAUUUUUCGAGUUUUCCGACUACUCAGUACUGUCAAAUCUUUACUGGGGUAUCGAGGGUAUUGAAGAAGCAUUCCAAACUAAAUUCACGGAACAGAAAACCAGCAAGCUGCAGAAUUCAGAGAAACUGCUACAAGAUCCUGCAUCACUUGAUGAAAAUGGAAUGACGCUGGGAUUCCCAAACAUUUAUUUAGUAUGCUGUUCUUAUUUUUACCUCUCAAUAGUUGAGAAACUUCGUAAGAAUGAGUGGCAGGCUGCAAUACAUUUUCUUCAAGCACUUUUAGUUUCCCCCAGGCUUGUUCACUCAGAAUUCGCACCCGGUGUUUGCCAGAAUCUGUUUCUAUUCUGCAUUAGGCACGAAAGUGUUAAAACAUUAGGAAGUCGAAGAAUGAAUGUAGUGUCUUUCACGGAUUUUGAUAAUGAUGAGGUCGAUGAUGCAAUGAGAUGGAUAGCAAGGAAUUACAAGCCCUGGUUGAUGUAUUACCAGAUAAUGUCCCGUGGAGAAAUUACUUCUUCUGAUGAUCAAUCACAAUAUAUCAUGAAUGGGGACACAGAGCCGCAGAUUUCAUACGAAAAGAGAUAUGGCAUGAGGACUCACAACAAUCUUGCGAAGGUGCAUCAUCUUACUAAUAAUGUGGAAAAAGAAACAAUGUAUCAGAGCCAUAAGAAAUUGGCAGCAUAUUCAGAUCAGAGCUCCUGUACAGGAACUGCAGUAAGCUCAAAUAUCAAAUGCCUAAAAGAUAUUUUAACAGAAUCCCAGUCCGAUACACACUCGUGCAAUAGCUCUUCUAUAGAUGAAUGUUUUCCCGAGGAUUAUGCAGAGGAUUCUGAAAGUACAUUGGAAAACAACAGUAAUGAAGAGGAUAAGCCAGCUGAAAUUUUUUAUCAGAAUUUGCAGGCUCCAUCCAAUUCAAAGUUAGAAAAUACGGUAGCUAAUCUUCAGGCUUCUAGACAUCAAACGCGCAGAGAAGCUAAUGAAGUAAAGGUCAUUCAAGGCUUUUCGCAGAGAUUCACGACUUCAUUUUGUGAUGUAGAUAAUUACGUGGAGGACGAAGAGAAACUACAUCUACAUAAUUACAUCAGUUCAAUGACUCUGAAGAAAUGUUCUUCAAGGACAAAGAAAAAAUCGAGUUUCCAACCAACUUUACCUGAUGCUUGUUUACAACCGGAAGGAAGUUUUCACAUCGACCAAAUUGGAUUAUUUCAAAAAAUGAUUUCGAAGUUAUGCUUCACAGAACAAUUGGAGAAUUGUGAGGAAGAACAUACAGUUGAAACGAAAACAAUAUAUAAGUUGUUGAAUAACAAAUCAGGACUGAAAUAUUCCAUUUUGAAGGAUGUAAUAUUGGAUAAGCUACUGACGGAUAUUUCGACUUCCAAAGAGGAGCAGGUAGUAAGAACAUCAGUGUCAAUACUCUCGACUAUUGUUACAGAAAAUAAAUCAGUUGUAGAGGAAGUCAAGAGAAAGGGAUUAAAGUUGUAUGAUUUGGCAACUGCCUUUAAGAGAAAUGUGCACGAGGCUGUUAUUCUUAUCUAUUUAAUAAAUCCAUCUCCUGCAGAAAUCAAGACAUUAGAACUUUUACCUUGUUUGGUCGAGGUUGUCUGCACCUCACAAAGUUACAAGGUGGGCGUAAGAUCGCUCCUGCUUACACCUCCAGCAGCAUCAUUGAUGCUCAUCGAGUUACUAGUAACUGAAUUUGACCAUGAAACAAAUAAUAUGCAUGUAGCGGCAAUCAGCUCUCCCAGAGUACUUUCCGGGCUACUUCUUGUUCCAAGACAAAAUAACCUCGAAGAAUUCAUUUCUUUGGCUUCUAUUCUUGUCAAGUGUAUGCGGUUUGAUGGACAAUGCAGAAAAUACAUAGUAGAAUCUUCUCCGGUGGCUACUUUUGUAUCUCUCCUAUGGAGCAACCAAAAGCGUGCAACACACAUAGCACUAGAAUUUUUCCAUGAAUUGCUUCGAAUGCCACGCUCAUCUGCCAUAAAUUUACUGAAGCAAAUACAAAAUGAAGGAAGCAUCGACAGUAUGUGUGCUCUAUUGCUACUCAUCCAGAAUUCUGAUCCUGACUACAAGCUUCUAGCGGCAAAUUUGUUAUUGCAGUUGGAAAUGCUGGAAGAUGCAUCUGCAAAAUGCAUAUAUAGGGAACAGGCUGUGGAUGCGCUUCUUGAAUCACUGACAUAUGAAGAGAACACUAUCACGCAGUCAUUGUCGGCAUUCAUCCUAUCAAAUUUGGGUGGAACUUUUUCUUGGACAGGGGAGUCAUAUACAGCAGCUUGGUUGGUGAAAAAAUCCGGUUUGACCUCACUAGAUCACAAGAAUAUGAUAAGGAACUGUGACUUCCUGGAUCAAAGCCUACAGGCAAGUUUUUGUUCAAGUUCUCAUUGCAUCACCUGCAAAAUCGCACAGCGUAUGUUAAAUUUCGGAACUUCUGUCUUCCAUGCUUUGGAGAAGGGUCUUAAGAGCAAGUCCAAAAGAGUAUCACGAGACUGCCUUACAGCUAUUGCUUGGCUCGGGAGUGAAGUUGUGAAAUGUCCAAAAGAAUUGAGAAAUGCUGCGUGUGAGAUUUUACUAAAUACAAUUGUGCAAUAUGUGCAUCCCGGGUUCGAUCUUGAAGAAAGACUCUUGGCUUGUCUAUGCAUCUAUAACUACACUUCUGGCAGAGGAAUGAAGAAAAUAAUUAAUCUAUCAGAAGGAGUACGAGAAUCACUGAGACGCCUUUCAAAUGUUACCUGGAUGGCUGAAGAAUUACUGAAAGUAGCUGAUUUUUUCCAGCCAAAUAAGUGGAGAAUAUCUUGUGUUCAUAGACACAUUCUGGAGGCAGGACAUAAAUGUAGUGAAGCUGUAACUGCCCUCAUCUACUACACAGGACAGCUUUAUAGUGGAUAUGCAGAUGGUUCAAUCAAGGUUUGGAGCAUCAAAGGACAGACGGCCACACUUGUAGAGGACAUCAAGGAGCACAAAAAAGCUGUGACGUGCUUUUCGCUUUAUGAACCAGGGAACUGUCUUUUGAGUGGAUCUGCUGACAAAACGAUUAAGAUUUGGCAAAUGGUCCAGAGGAAACUAGAAUGCAUCGAUGUCAUACCAACAAAAGAAUCAAUCAGAAGUAUAGAUUCUUGGGGCGAACUGAUUUUCGCAACCACCCAAAGCCAUAAAGUGAAGGUUUUUGAUGCAUCAAGAAAAGUUGAUGAUAUUUUCAAGAGUAAACGAGUGAAGUGCAUAAGGGUAGCCCAGGGAAAGUUGUACAUAGGCUGCAUGGAUUCAAGCAUACAGGAGUUAGUUAUAACAAACAGCCGGAAGCUAGAGAUCAAAGCACCAUCGAAGAGUUGGAUGCAGAACAAGCCCAUAAAUUCAGUUGCUAUAUACAAGGACUGUCUAUAUAGCGCAAGUUUAGUCCUCGAAGGUUCAAAGAUCAAGGAUUGGAGAAAAAACAACAGUCCCCAAAUAUCUGUGGUGCCAGAGAAGGGGGCAAGCAUUCUUGCGAUGGAAGUAGUGGAGGAUUUUAUAUACUUAAACUGCAGCACAUCAAUGAGCAGCCUUCAGAUAUGGUUGAGAGGGACACAACACAGAGUUGGCAGACUAUCAGCUGGCAGCAAGAUAACGAGCCUACUCUCAGCCAAUGACAUGAUUCUAUGCGGUACAGAGACAGGAUUGAUCAUGGGUUGGAUUCCCCUCUAG
Fraxinus pennsylvanica is the source of this 3849-nucleotide messenger RNA. NCBI's taxonomy places the organism in Eukaryota, Viridiplantae, Streptophyta, Magnoliopsida, Lamiales, Oleaceae. The record is from the annotation of a GenBank genome assembly.